CAAGGCUUUAAAGUAACCUUAUCGAUUCGAGAUGUUUUCGAGAUACGCGUUCUAUAUAUUAGUGAUCACAAUACCAGUAUGGGGUGACGGUCCAGGAGGAUCUUCCAGGUUGAACAUGCCACUCUGGGAUGUAAGUGAUUUUUACUCACGGUUAUUUGGCGCAGCAAGCACCACCCAACCUCCACAGGCGUCCCAAGGAAAUCCAUCCGCAGCUGCUCCUUGGAACGCUUAUUACAACGCGCUAAUUCAGGAAGCUUACCACAAAAAGAAUGGGUUAUACUCUUCAAGCAAUCUGCAACCUGUUGAUCCUUUGCCUCUGCCUGUACCUGUCCCAAUGCCCCUCCCUCGUCCCCCUCGGCCUCUAAGGCCUCUGAGGCCUCAACUUCCGAAUCGGCCAAGACCAAGGCCAACUAGAAAUCCCACUAAAAGAAGCACGACAACCAGGCGGCCAACUACAACUACUAUAAAAACAACAACCACAUCAACGGCAUCUUCAGUUUCUGUAUCGAGUUCUUCAUCCACUAGUGUUCCUACAACAACUGAGACGGUUAACAGCACAACAAUCGCACCCACAUCCAAUUCAACGACAGAACAAUCAUCGACAACGGGAGGAUCCUCUACAACAGAAGGCUCUUCCACUAUAGGAAUCAGAGGAAAUAAACUAAAACAAGCUACUACAGGCAACCCGUUAUAUUCGUAUCAUAGUCAACUGCAAAGUAGUGCCGUUUUAACUCCAACGGUUCUAAGUUUCGAGGGACAACCAACCUCCUCUGGCUCCCUCCGUCCUGAGUUGCAAUUAACUGUGCAGUCGGAGCCUCAGUCCAUGACGACGCUGUGCCAAAACUAUCCACGACUGUGUUCGCAGCCCGAAGAAGCGCAAUAUGUAAGGCUAACUGACGGAUUUGGCAAGCCUAUGCUUCUAAUAUCGCCUGGAGGCGUAGCUAAACCUGCACUUUUUACGACCACAAUUGCACGUCCCCUUUACUCAAAACCAAGGCCUUUGGGUUUGCGGCCACCCCGACGAAAGAAUCCCUCUAGGAGUAAAUAUAUUUACCGUUUAAUCAAAACAAAGAAUAAGCAACGACUCUAACUAAUUUCUGUUUAAA
Messenger RNA from Drosophila elegans, 1106 nucleotides. Its product is annotated as flocculation protein FLO11. The coding region runs from base 32 to 1090 and encodes 352 amino acids. The record is from RefSeq and is a predicted model, not a curated record. The transcript has a single exon. Lineage: Eukaryota; Metazoa; Arthropoda; Insecta; Diptera; Drosophilidae.